UUUCCCUUGAGAAACACUGAGAGAGUUCGGAGAGACAGGCUUGAAUAUUGACUUUAAUUUCUUAAUUUCUUGUGGUAGAGAGAUGGCUCUGCAUUUGACAUGGAUGUUAGCUUUUGGUCUUUUAGGCAACCUCAUCUCCUGCCUGGUCUGUCUUGCUCCUUUGCCAACAUUUUAUCAAAUUUACAAGAAGAAAACAAGCGAAGGGUUUCAAUCUAUUCCAUAUGUGAUCGCACUAUUCAGUGCAAUGCUUUGGCUGUUCUAUGCAAUUUUUAGUGAGGAUGCCAUCCUUCUCAUCACCAUCAAUACGUUUGCCUUUUUCAUGGAGUUCGGCUAUAUUGUUGUCUACCUUCUCUAUGCCACCAAGAAAGACAAAAUUCUCACCUUCAAACUUCUCCUCCUGUUCAAUAGUUUUGGGUUCGGUCUCAUAUGUUUACUAACUCUAUUCCUUACACAAGGCCAAAAACGUGUCCAAGUUCUUGGAUGGAUUUGCAUGAUAUUUUCUUUAUGCGUGUUUGUUGCCCCUCUUUUCAUUGUGAGAGAAGUUAUAAAAACAAAGAGCGUGGAGUUCAUGCCUUUUUCCUUGUCUUUCUUCCUCACUUUGAGUGCAGUCAUGUGGUUCUUCUAUGGCUAUCUAAAGAAAGACCACUUUGUUGCUGUUCCAAACAUAUUGGGGUUUUUAUUUGGUAUCAUCCAGAUGGUCCUAUACGUAAUCUAUAGGAAGCCCAUGAAAAUUUUGGUGGUGGAGCCUAAACUUCAGGAUUUAUCUCAUGAACACAUUGUAGACAUUAGAAAGUUGGGCACAGCAAUCUGCUCUGAGAUAAACAUUGUGAUACCACAGCUGAAUGCUAGUGGGAAAGUUGUAUUUGAAGAUCAAAUUGCCAAGGAACUAACCAAGCAAACCCAGGAAAUCACGAAUGCCACCAACAAGAUUUAAUACAUUUACGUACUGAUCAAUGGACGCGUGCACUAAAUUUUGUAUAUAAUUGUGUAUAUUAAUGUUGUGGUCGUGCCUUGCUCUUUUUUAUGUCUUCCUUUAUUAAUUAACGCCUCAUGUUAUGAAUCUCUUCGCAAGAAUAUUCAUGUAAAAUAUUCUGUCUCCUCUGUCUCUCC
Molecule: messenger RNA, 1110 nt
Organism: Populus euphratica (Euphrates poplar)
Lineage: Eukaryota; Viridiplantae; Streptophyta; Magnoliopsida; Malpighiales; Salicaceae
Product: bidirectional sugar transporter SWEET10-like
Exons: 6
Coding region: 83-934 (283 amino acids)
Biological process (GO): carbohydrate transport
Cellular component (GO): membrane
Molecular function (GO): sugar transmembrane transporter activity
Source: RefSeq, a predicted model, not a curated record